CGCCUGCGUACUGCGUCGCCGUCGCCCCUCCUCCCGCUCUGCCCUCCUCCCGCGCCGGGGCUGAAUGGCCUUCAGGGACGGCGUCCGCCUGGAAGGGUUGGCGGCAGCUGCGCGCCUCGAGCCGCUGUGACUCGCCUUCCCUUAGCCGGAAAGCCUCCGCCUGCGCCCGCGCGGGAGGAGCGGGCCCUCUGAGGGCAGCGGCGACCCCGCCGGCCCCAGUCUCUUUCCCUGGCGGCGGCGGCGGCGGCUUCUUCCGGGGGACAAUAUGUUCAAGAGAAUGGCCGAAUUUGGGCCUGACUCCGGCGGGAGAGUAAAGGGAGUAACUAUUGUUAAACCAAUAGUUUAUGGUAAUGUCGCUCGAUAUUUUGGAAAGAAAAGAGAAGAAGAUGGGCACACACAUCAGUGGAGGUAUAUGUAAAGCCCUAUAGAAAUGAGGGUCUACAUAGGCAAGCAGCUGGACUCAGAAGCUGGAGCUAGGAAUCAAACCCAGGGCAAGAUCUAUGAAAGGUGUGAGUUGGCCAGAACUCUGAAAAAACUUGGAUUGGAUGGCUACAAGGGAGUCAGCUUGGCGAACUGGAUGUGUUUGACCAAAUGGGAGAGAGGUUAUAACACGCAAGCUACAAACUACAACCCUGGAGACAAAAGCACCGAUUAUGGAAUAUUUCAGAUCAAUAGCCGCUACUGGUGUAACGAUGGCAAAACCCCACGAGCAGUUAACGCCUGC
Molecule: messenger RNA, 724 nt
Organism: Oryctolagus cuniculus (rabbit)
Lineage: Eukaryota; Metazoa; Chordata; Mammalia; Lagomorpha; Leporidae
Source: RefSeq, a predicted model, not a curated record